AGCUCAUUGGGCAGAAAAAAAACCAAAACGUAAACACAGCACGCCCUGCCUCCUCUGCGCGAUCCCUGCGCUGUUUCUUGCUGUUGGGCCAUUGCUUGGUGGCUUUCUCAUUAGGGCUUAGAUGCUGGUUUGGCCCAGAGCUCAUUCUGUUCGAGUUCUGGCUGGAGUUUCCUGGACAGAGUUCUCACAACACAGAUGCACUCCGAGUAUGCCUUCUGCCCUGGCUCUCCUCUCUCUCCGCGUUCACGUUGAUGCCCUGCUGGCAGACUUGGAAUCUACCACCUCCCACAUCUCCAAACGGCCAGUGUUCCUGUCAGAGGAGCCGCCCUACUCCUACCCAACUGGAAACCACACGUACCAGGAGAUUGCAGUGCCACCUCCGGUCCCACCGCCCCCGUCCAGCGAGGCCCUCAAUGGCACGGUCUUGGAUCCGUUAGACCAGUGGCAGCCUAGUGCUUCCAGAUACACUCACCAGCAGCAGCCUCCGUCCCCAUCGCCUGUAUACAGCUCCAGUGCUAAAAAUUCCAGUGCCUCCAACCCACCGGACGGCAUCGGCUCCCUUUGUUCCCGGGCCGGCGAGGAAGAACACGUCUACAGUUUCCCCAACAAGCAGAAGUCAGCGGAGCCUUCACCUACCGUCAUGAGCUCCUCCCUGGGCAGCAACCUCUCCGAACUCGACAGGCUGUUACUAGAGCUCAACGCGGUGCAGCAUGGUCCUCCCGGCUUCCCAGCAGAUGAAGCUGAUUCAAGCCCCCCGCUGCCCGGAGCCCGGAGCCCCCUUUACGGCACCCCAGAAAAUAACAGUCCCCUGGGGGCCAGAGCGGGGCCCCUGACAAAAGAGAAGCCCAAGCGAAACGGAGGCCGGGGGCUGGAGGAUGUGCGGCCCAGCGUGGAGAGCCUCUUGGAUGAACUGGAGAGUUCCGUGCCCAGCCCUGUCCCCGCCGUCACUGUGAACCAGGGAGAGAUGAGCAGUCCGCAGCGCGUCACCUCCAGCCAGCAGCAGACCCGGAUGUCGGCCUCCUCUGCCACCAGGGAACUGGACGAGCUCAUGGCUUCAUUGUCAGAUUUCAAGACUAGCACUUGUGCUGUGGUGCCGAGCUCCCAGGGGCUGCUGCCCCCAUCUACCCCACCCCCGCCCCGCACCCUUCCUCCUCCUCCCACUAAAUUCUCCCCUGGAGACCCCGAGGUCCUCUACACAGAAGGAAGUAGUCAGGCCCUUCCGCCUUCUGUGAUUUGCAGCUGGCUUGGUUUGGGAAGUCUUGAGGAGACAUCUGACACUCAAAACCCAAGGUGUUCUUUGUCAAGUUCUCAGCAGUCACGUGGCGCAAAGAGCCAGGCUCAAGUCAGGCACGGCCUGAUGGACUCUAUGGGUCCCCCCUCUAGGACUCCCCUAUGCCACACUCCACACCCGGCAGGCAGCACAGGGUCCCAGGGGCCACUGGCCAAUCAUGUGUGUUCCAAGGAGACUGGGGCUCCCAUUUGGAGCCGGCCACAGGCUUUGCCAGUGUCCCGGCCUGAGAGUCCCCAUGGAGGGGCUUCCAGCUUCCAGGCAGGGCCUGAACCACCCGCUGUGGCGGUGGACCGCCGAGCUGUGCUCCCUGACACCUGGGCUCUCACCGAGGAACGUGCCCUGCAGGAGAGGGCACAGUCAGAUCUAGGGGCCCUGGGAAGCACUUGUCUUGCCCCGGGGGACAAGGAGCAGUUAGGCGGGAAGGUCCCCCAGAAGGGAAGCCUUGGGGGACCCAUGGAGGCACUCGAGGACCUGGGGAACCCAGAAGGUGCCACCGAAGCCGCUAUGGAGGCCAGGAAGGAGCAGCCGGAGCGUUCUCAUGCCACGGCCAUAGGGACACCCAGCAUCUCGGAGAGGAUUUCCACCUCCGGCCAGAUCCGCUCUGUGAUCAGGAGGAGCCGGGAGACGGGCCACGUGCAUCCCAUGUCCCGGGAAGCCUCCCCUCGCCGCAGGCUCCACCCUGCCACCCUGAGCAGGAGUCCAUCCCAGGAGCAGCUCUUUGCAGAGCUGCAGGGCCGGCUGGGCAUCCCAGUGGCGGCAGAGGAGGCGGCAAGCGCCUCCGCCCAGGACUGGCUCACUGAAGGCGUUGUCAUCACCGUGCAGCCACGAGGGAGGAGGGCCGGGGGGCAGCUGGUAGAGAAGGUUGUCUACCCUCCUGACUCCCCCGUCCCCCUGAGAAGAACCAUCUCUGUUGUGGCCCCUUCUCCUCCCACUCCUUUGCUCCGGGACCACCCUGACCUUCCGGCCAACAGCUCUCCUCUCCAGCCCAGCCUGUCCACUUCCUCCCCCUGUCCAGGGCACUUGGCUGCUUCUUCUGCUUCUUCUGGGGUCCAGACUGCAGGGGGAAAGCCUCAGGAGGAGGGUGGGCGUGGCCCUCCUGGUUUCACUUCUGUACCCCACGCCGUGAGGUCUGUGGGCUGCCAGACCAGUGAGGACCCCGUUUUCCACCCGAUGCAGGCAGGCCUCCCGCCAUCUCGCCCUUCCCGUGCCCUGGCUCGUCCCGAGCCAUCUCCCAACCCUGAGGAUCCUGCCAAGAUGCAGGGCCUGGAACAGAGAUUGGAUGGAGAGCGGCCGUGGGCAGCAGGCUGGCCCCCCAGCAGCAGGCAGAGCAGCCCUGAAGGGCAGGACGAGGGAGGGUUCAUGGCCCAGGGGAAAACUGGGAGCAGCUCACCCCCUGGGGGGCUCUCAAAGCCCGGGAGCCAGCUCGACAGCAUGCUGGGGAGUCUGCAGUCCGACCUGAACAAGUUAGGGGUCGCCACCGUUGCCAAAGGGGUCUGCGGAGCCUGCAAGAAGCCCAUCGCUGGGCAGGUUGUGACCGCCAUGGGGAAGACGUGGCACCCCGAGCAUUUCGUGUGCACCCACUGCCAGGAAGAGAUCGGGUCCCGGAACUUCUUCGAGCGGGAUGGACAGCCCUACUGUGAGAAGGACUACCACAGCCUCUUCUCCCCACGCUGCUACUACUGUAACGGGCCCAUCCUGGAUAAAGUGGUGACGGCGCUGGACCGCACGUGGCACCCGGAACACUUCUUCUGUGCCCAGUGUGGAGCCUUCUUUGGUCCAGAAGGGUUCCACGAGAAGGAUGGCAAAGCGUACUGUCGGAAAGAUUACUUUGACAUGUUUGCCCCCAAGUGUGGCGGUUGUGCCCGUGCCAUCCUGGAGAACUACAUUUCGGCCCUCAACACCCUCUGGCACCCCGAAUGCUUUGUGUGCAGGGAGUGCUUCACGCCCUUUGUCAACGGCAGCUUCUUUGAGCACGACGGGCAACCCUACUGCGAGGUGCACUACCACGAGCGGCGCGGCUCGCUGUGCUCCGGCUGCCAGAAGCCCAUCACUGGCCGCUGCAUCACCGCCAUGGCCAAGAAGUUCCACCCCGAACACUUCGUGUGCGCCUUCUGCCUCAGGCAGCUCAACAAGGGCACCUUCAAGGAGCAGAACGACAAACCCUACUGCCAGAGCUGCUUCGUCAAGCUCUUCUGCUAGGCCCGCCCCAGCCGGGGCCACCCACUGCUCCUCUGACCCGGGGUGACUGAUGGCCCGAGCCAACAGAAACUGGAACCUCAGCCUCAGCAGGUGCAGGUGGAGGGCGGGCGGAACACCGUGUGGUGCCAUGCGGAUCCUGCGGGUUCCCAUCCUUACCAUAGCUAACGGGCCACCUCCCCCUUCCCUGGCUCUCUGCACCUCACCCUCACCAGAGGUGGAAGCUGCCACCAGUUGUCCCCACAAGUGAACCAGCACCCCACGCUGGAGCCUUUGACAGUCAGUCACCAUGCAGCAGUGGGGCCACUGGGAGGGAGGGCAGAGGGUCAGCCAGGGGCUCUUUUUAUCCUUCUCCAAACCUAAUUACCCUAGUGUAUUGGGGACAUCAGGCCCCUCAAAACAAUGCCAGCAUAAACCCACCCACGGGCCACCACCCCGUCUCCCAGAGUCUGGGUGACUGCCCCAUUCAUACCCGCCCCGGGUCUCUGAGAAAGGCUUCUCCAGCAAUAACAUUUUAUAUAGACACGUGCUUCAUCUCCGGGGAUGGCGUGUGGUGGGGGCGUCACCCGCGCCUCAACACUGUACCAAAUUCGAUAGAUUUCUACACUGAGGUUCAACUUCGUAUUGUUCAAGUUGCUUUUCUGUAUCUCUCCAGGAUGAUUUUGAAGGGAUUUAAAGAACACCCACUUUUGUACUCUUGCCCGUUCGCUGGCAGUGGCCCAGCCAGUGGCCUCGGUUUUGGUAUGGACUUUGCUUUGUACUGAGGGCUCGGGACGGGGAAACAAUUUGUAUCUUAUUUUAUUUCUUAGCACAGUGAGUUGGGAGCAGCCCUGUGAUGACUUCUGUCCGCUCCCAGCUCCCGGGCUGUUUUUAAACUGCUGUAUUUUCAAACCCUUUCCUUCCUGUCCAAGCCAACGGGCUCUGCAUUCAGAACUGGUCUCAGAAAGUUCAGCCCUUUGGACCUGGAAUUCUGAACCUCAUGUGUCCUGUUCCCAAGAGAGGCAAAGGGGAAAGACACUUCCUGCCUAAGUAAGCCAUCAGGAGCCAGCCUCUGCUCCCUGCGAACUUUCUGGCAACGAGGGGAACCCACUGAAUUCCUGCAGCCCCUCCUUGCUCUGGGGCCCUCUCUUCCGCCUUCUCAGGAAAGCUGGUGUCUGAUUUUUAACCAGGAAGGCCAUAAAGGGUCCCUGGUCUCCAUUCUUCUGGGUGCCUCAAACUUUGUGGCGACUGGGGCAAAGGUUGCUCCCUUUCACAGGUGGGAUUCCUGUUUGUGGAGGAGGGAUCUGAAAACAAUCCCUCAGGUUGGUCCAGGGAGCCCACUAGGAUCUGGGGCAGAUGGACAGACGGACAGAUGGACGGACGAGAUCCUGUUAGAGCAACGGGGAGUCCUAGGGUUCCCACCCCAAAGGAUAAGACCGGAGCAGCCAGCUCAGGAAAGGCUGGAUAAAAAGCGCCUGGAAAAGACACCCUAGAAGAUUGCAUAGGCUGGGGACGUACACAUUACAUCAGCUUCCUAGUAGAGGCCCAGUGUGAUGGGGGUCCAGACAAGGACCCUCAGUCAGGCCUGGGCUAGCAGCAGCCCAGGUCAGGGUCAGCUCUGGCGCUGCAGACACCGGCACUUCCACCCACAGGCCUUACUGCUCUGUUUACAGUGACCUGAUCCAGGCCCCUCCAAGAAGAGACUGGGGUAUCUGGAGGUCCAUUCUCUGGGUCAAUGGAUAUGUGAUCAUUUGAUUUUUUUUCCUCCCCCUUAUAAACUUCUAACCUGGCUUUUCCCAUUUCAACUCCUGUGAUUUAUGCCAAUAAAGUUUACCAUGAUUUUCACCCGA
This is a messenger RNA of Apodemus sylvaticus (European woodmouse), 5316 nucleotides long. RefSeq names its product paxillin (gene Pxn). Gene Ontology annotation, biological process: endothelial cell migration; substrate adhesion-dependent cell spreading; transforming growth factor beta receptor signaling pathway. The transcript has 15 exons. The record is from RefSeq and is a predicted model, not a curated record. The coding region runs from base 122 to 3490 and encodes 1122 amino acids. NCBI's taxonomy places the organism in Eukaryota, Metazoa, Chordata, Mammalia, Rodentia, Muridae.